Emericellopsis atlantica is the source of this 1607-nucleotide messenger RNA. RefSeq names its product oxidation resistance protein 1. Gene Ontology annotation, biological process: response to oxidative stress. The record is from RefSeq and is a predicted model, not a curated record. Bases 479 to 1474 code for a protein of 331 amino acids. The transcript is spliced from 2 exons. Lineage: Eukaryota; Fungi; Ascomycota; Sordariomycetes; Hypocreales; Bionectriaceae. Gene Ontology annotation, cellular component: nucleus.
CCGAUAUUGAAAGUAUCUGUCUGAAGAGCGCAGGAAACCAAUGACACCAGGGCGCGACGAAUCUUUGGCUAGCGGUGCGAGACUGCGUCCCCCAAAGUCCGAAAGGCCGAAGCACCACUGGGACAUGGCGGCAGACUAACAGGCACCACAACGGCUGUUAGCAGCGCGGCUCUCGGCGGAGGCUGCCUAUCGCGACCGGAUUAGGACAAGCAAUAUCCUGAUGGAACAACUCCUACGUCAGCCUCGUCGGCUCUGCUUCAUGAACACGAUACACCACCUCACCUCGCAAUUGUCUCUCACUUUGUUUUGUUAUUCUCAGCUCGCAACCCUCGGGCUGCGGACUCUCCUCCCUUUUCCCGCAAUUUAAACAACCUAUCUCUCGAGCCUUAGCAUUAUUAUCGAGCAUUGCAUCAAUUUGGUACCUCGGACUCCGCAUCCAAAGAACACUUCCGACACUCAGCAGGCGCAAAGAUACUCCAUGAAUGCUCCAUCCCGAACCGACUCCCCCGGCACACCUCCCUCCUCCGGUGCCCAGACUCCAGCGUCGUCUUCCUCCCCGCCUUCAGGCCCUCGCUCCGAGCAGCAAGCCGACGCUUCCUCACAGUCCUACCUUUCCAGCAUGUGGGGUCUGAUCCGACGCUUCUCCGCCGAGGAUUCCCAGUCCUUUGCGAGCCAGCUCGACAGCAUGUUUGGUGCACACUCGCAGACAGAGUCCGAGACGAAAGACGGCAUCAACGACGUCUUCCGACCGCCUGUCAUGCGCACAGCCAGUCCGUUCCGUCCACCACCGCUCGACCCGCUGGUCCUGCACGGUUACAAAGAGGGAACGCCGGACACGGCACGGCUGCUUAGUUGUGCGGUCGCGGAGGAAGUCAGAGCCAUGCUGCCCGAGAGAUUACGCAUCGUGGACGACUGGAGUCUGGUGUACAGCCUGGAGCAGGAUGGCGCCAGCCUGGCAACGUUGUACCUCAAGUCUCGACGCUACGAGCGCAGCCGGACAGGCUUCGUCCUCGUGGUUAGAGAUCAAGAGGGCGCGACGUUUGGAGCAUACAUGAGCGAAUACCCACAUCCAGCGCCAAGCUACUUUGGCAACGGCGAAUGCUUCCUCUGGAGAGCGUCCACACUCGCCUCGCUGCCGCCGCCCCCUUCGGCGGACACGACGACCCUCACCCGCAACACGACUCUUGCCCCGCCUCCCUCGAGCCCGGAUCGACCGACUGCUUCGCCCACCCCGAGUGAGACCAUCCGCUUCAAGGCCUUCCCCUACAGUGGUCUCAACGAUUUCUACAUCAACUGCGAGCACGGGUUCCUAAGUGUGGGCUCUGGGGGUGGGCACUAUGGCCUUUGGCUCGACGAUGCGCUAGGCAUGGGGCACAGCUCGCGGUCCGAGACCUUUGGAAAUGAGCCUUUGAGUGACGAGGGCGAGAAGUUUGGUGUGCUUGGCGUCGAAUUAUGGGCUAUUGGACGCUCGUAAGCUACUACCUUUGGCUUUCGUGCGUCGUUUGGGUUUUUGCUUGGGAUGGCGCAUCAUCGGGACUUUGGCGUUUUGCAGCGUAAAAAAAAGGCAUCUCCCUAUCAAAAAUUGGGAGCUAAAGACGAGUACAUGG